This is a messenger RNA of Scophthalmus maximus (turbot), 2988 nucleotides long. RefSeq names its product actin filament-associated protein 1-like 2. The coding region runs from base 252 to 2024 and encodes 590 amino acids. The transcript has 16 exons. Gene Ontology annotation, molecular function: SH3 domain binding; SH2 domain binding. Gene Ontology annotation, cellular component: cytosol. Gene Ontology annotation, biological process: positive regulation of DNA-templated transcription; positive regulation of interleukin-8 production; regulation of mitotic cell cycle. The record is from RefSeq and is a predicted model, not a curated record. NCBI's taxonomy places the organism in Eukaryota, Metazoa, Chordata, Actinopteri, Pleuronectiformes, Scophthalmidae.
AUGAGCGGGUUGCUCCGCCCCCUCCCUCCCUUCAUACAUACAUGAUGAGCGGGUUGCUCCGCCCCCUCCCUCCCUUCAUACAUACAUGAUGAGCGGGUUGCUCCGCCCCCUCGGUCAGUUGCUCUUGAAGCGCAGCAGCAGAUCUGUGAUCAGAGUGAUGAGAGCAACAGACAUGGACCAACAGAAAGGUACUGACACUCUCACACCACCGAUCUUCCUUAUGGAGAAAAAUCACAUUUCUGUCCAGACUGAUGUGGGACCUCCAGUCCUUCCUGUCUGUUCUGGACUCAGAGAACCUGAGUUACAUCGCUCAGGCUCAGAAGAAAUCCAUCUCAGAGCUUCUGUCCAGACUUCAGACACACGACGCCCCGGUGGAAGAUGCUGAGUACAUGAUCAUGAGCUGCUCAUCAUCGUCUCCUAGCAACGAGCUGACGGAUCCACCUGGGACAGAAGCAGCUGGGUCGUCGGAGCCGGACUCGUCCGUGUGGCUGAGGAACGCGGUUCAGGGCCCCGCGGUGCCGCCGCUGCCGCCAGGUCUGGGAGGUGACGACGAGGACGAGGACGAGGACGAUACGUACGAGGAGGCGGAGCCCUACGUACCUGCUGACACGACCGCGUCCCACACGGAGAGGGCGGAGUCAGACAGCAGUCACUACGAGUCGUAUGGUGACGAUGAUGAGGACGAGGAGGGGGAGGGGCCUGUGAAGGACAGAGCUCACUACAUCCAGUGGAGCGCCUCUCAGCCCUGCCUAAGGCCCGCCCCCGAGUCCCGGCUCUGCGGUUACCUGUGGAGGAGGAAGUGGCUGGGACAGUGGACCAAACAGCUGUUCAUCGUCAGGAACCACGUGCUGCUGUGUUACAAGUGCGCUCGGGACCUGCUGCCUCACCUGGAGCUGAACCUGCUCGGCUGUCAGCUCGUCUACAAGUCCAAGAGCAACAGGAAGAUCCAGCACCAGCUCAAGCUGCUGCUGCCGGGCUCCGAGACGCUGGUGCUGGGCUACGGCAGCUUCCAGCAGGCGGACGAGUGGAGGAGGGUGAUCGAGGAGGUGAGUGUUGGAGGUGAAGAGGAGACUCGUCGAUCGUCGGAGCAGCUUCUGUCCUGCAGGUCCAGUACAGUCCAGACUGAGGAGGAGGAGAACCCUUCGUCUGUCUUCAGCCUCCACAAACACAAAGGUUUCCUGAACGUGCUGAUGAACUGUCAGUGGCAGAGUCUUCUGUGUCGGGUGGAGGCGGGGCUCCUCAACAUGUUCGGAGAGGAGGAGGAGGAGGAGGAGGGGACGAGGGAGCGAGCUCCUCAGUACACCGUCCAGCUCCGAGGCUGCGAGGUGCGAGCCGGGCCCGACACCGACCGCUCCCACAGGAUCACACUGAGCAUGCUCGGUGACCAGGUCGCCGUGCUGGAGGUCAGCGGUCCGGAGGAGAGGGAGCGCUGGCUGAAGCUGCUGCAGGACGCAGCUGUCGACCACGGUCACCGUGACGACCGCACACAGGAGGGCACAGGCGGAGCUCCCAGCGGGCUGCAGACUGGGAGGUUCCCCACCUCCGACGCCUACAUGGACGAUCCCUUCCACCUGAGUGCAGAAGGCCGGGACCCGCCCAUCUACUCCAACACCUCCAUCCUGCAGCACAUACUGCACAGCUCCCAGGAUUCCGUUGGCUGCAGCUCGGUGUCGUCCAGAGACUCGGCGACCUACAGCAACGCGGUGCUCAGCAGCCACAACCGGAAGGCGGGAGACGUGGAGCGGAGCGUCCAGAAGCUGGAGCUGACCGGGAAGAGGCCGGCGCCGCUGAGGGCCGGAUCCGAGAUCAACCUGGCGUCGGCCGGGAAGCAAAACAAACGCAGCUCUUUCCGACAGUCGCUGGCCGUCUGCUCUGAGCGCGCUCAGGCGGGCUUCCUGAACCCUCUGCUGCGACGGACGGCCUCGGCUAAAAACUCUCUGAGACGAGCUCCGUCAGCGCUGUUCAUCGAACAUGGGAAGGUUUUCCAGAGGAGGAAGGAGUGGGAAACUAAAGCUGCGGCUUGACACCAGCCGUCCAAUCAUCGCCUACCGUCCACAGUCCAGUCACCUGACGGGUCGUCUGACCUCUGACCUCCACUGUGGAUUGUUUGUUUAGAACUUCAUCAUGUCUGUAUCAGCCUCUACGACUGCUGUUAACAUAUAUAUACAUAUAUAUAUAUAUAUAUAUAUAUAUAUAUAUAUAUGUACGUAUAUAUAUAAAUAUAUAUAUAUAUACACACACACACUCAGUGAACACUUUAUUAGGAACACCUGUACAAGUGCUUCUCCCUCAGGCAACCAAUCAGACAAUCCUGUGACAUGUACAGGUCAGAGGUCAACAGCAUGUCCGACCUGCAGCAGGGACCGGGUCUCCAGCACCAAUGACCAGGUCCGGCUCUGUAUGUUAUUUUGAUUUUAGUUAUUUCGUUACACCUCGGAAGUCGGAAGUCAAGUUUAUCGUUCCAGUAUAAUCUCGGAAAAACCCCCACCCCGACUUCCUGGCUCGGAGAUCCGAGUUGGGAGGUGUAGUGUAACACAUUUUAUUCAUAGGUUCUUCUGGACCUGACGGGUCUGAUCAUGAAUCCGUCCACAGACGCAGCAGUAGACGACCGUGACGUCACGCUGACCAGAGUCUUCAGAUUGUGUGUUUUUUACGUGUGAAAACAUUUUGUGACUUUGCGUAAAACUCUGUUCAGUGGUUUCCAUUAACCACUGGUGUGAAUUAGUUUGAAUCUUUAUUUCAUUUUUAUCUCACAUGGUCCUCGUUUGAUGUCGUUGACAUUAUAACAGUUUUGGUUUUGUUCUCACGUGAUCAGCACAAUCUUAUUAUGACCUGUACAUAUGACGACCACGAAUCAAUGAGGAUUUGUGUUUUAUCACUUAUUUGCAUCUGCUUUUUUUUAUAUUUACUGAAUUUAAUAAUCUCAGGAGAAUAUGUCUUUGUUGAUGUUGGACUAAACACUAAACAUUAAAAAUGUAUGAUUUAUCA